AUGAGCAUCCUGGAUUCAGCCGGAAAGUAUAUGGAGCUCCUUGAGAAAUCUCUCGUUCUCUAUGAACAAAUUGCUCAAAAAGCAGCCGGACUCAAGGACCCGGUAUCUCGAAAAGCGGCUGCCGGAGACUAUGAGAGAUCGAUGGAAGUCAUAAAACGAUGUCAGGAGCAAAUUGAGGAGGCUGAGAAGAAUGCAGAGGAUGAUAAGGAGAAAACAUCAGAAGAAAAUCUGGUCGACACGCUACUCUACCUGGAAGUAACAUAUAGGCGAUAUGAGUAUGUUGAUUUUUCUGUGAAACUUACAUUCCCUGUGGUCCGACAUUAUCCAAUUCUUGUUUGA
This is a messenger RNA of Caenorhabditis remanei, 339 nucleotides long. RefSeq lists its product as uncharacterized. Lineage: Eukaryota; Metazoa; Nematoda; Chromadorea; Rhabditida; Rhabditidae. The record is from RefSeq and is a predicted model, not a curated record. The coding region runs from base 1 to 339 and encodes 112 amino acids. The transcript has a single exon.